UUUCCAAUUUCAUCUGCAGGACCGCGAAUCGGCUGCACUUCGUUCUCACCGUGUCCGAUCCCUUUUUACCCGGCGAGUUUACCGGCGGAACAAAAUUUCCGGCAGAUCCAUCGAUUCUCUCGGCUUACUGCUGUCGCCAAAUUCCGGGUCCUUGGAAGGGCGCUGCUUUGGCAUGCCGCUGAGUAGACAUCUACGGUUGAAAUGCGGGCUUUGAGGUUUCCUUUGGCCGCUCAAGGCAUCUGUCCCAAGCUGAGGAUAGCUGGUGUUGUGAUUUUAGCUGCAUGGAUUGGUAUUGCAGCUUUGUACGGCCUUCUAAAGCCUAUCAAGAAUGGCUGUAUUAUGACUUACAUGUAUCCCAUUUAUAUUCCCAUUUCCUCGAUGGGUAAUGCACCUUCUGGAAGAUAUGGACUCUAUCUUUACCAUGAAGGCUGGAGGAGGAUUGACUUUAAGGAGCACCUCAAGAAGCUCAGUGGAGUUCCCGUUCUUUUCAUCCCGGGCAAUGCUGGUAGCUACAAGCAGGUCAGAUCUCUGGCAGCAGAAUCUGAUAGAGCUUUCCAAGGGGGUCCAUUCGAGAAUACAUUUUACCAGGAAGCUUUUCUACAGACUGAGGGUAGUGCAGACAUGGACACAGUCAACUAUGAAGUGCCUAAUCAGUACACCAAUAGACUAGAUUGGUUUGCAGUGGAUCUUGAAGGUGAACAUUCUGCAAUGGAUGGCCGCAUACUCGAAGAGCACACUGAAUAUGUCGUAUAUGCCAUUCAUAAGAUUCUCGAGCAAUAUAAGGAAUCUCAUGAUAUCAGACAAAGAGAAGGGGCUGCUGCAUCUGGUAAUUUACCGCGUAGUGUGAUAUUGGUUGGGCAUUCUAUGGGAGGUUUUGUUGCUAGAGCUGCUGCAAUCCAUCCUCAUCUGCAUAAAUCUGCUGUGCAGACCAUUCUAACACUCUCAAGCCCACACCAAUCACCUCCUCUGGCUUUGCAGCCAUCCUUGGGACACUACUUUGCCCAAGUAAAUCGAGAAUGGAAAAAGGGCUAUGAAGUUCAGACAUCUUCAGGUGGAAAUUAUGUCUCUGACCCAUUACUAUCUCAAGUGGUGGUUGUGUCCAUUUCCGGUGGUUACAAUGAUUAUCAGGUGCGAUCGAAAUUAGAAUCACUUGAUGGCAUUGUCCCUCCUACUCAUGGCUUUAUGAUAAGUAGUACAAGCAUGAAUAACGUGUGGCUAUCGAUGGAACACCAAGCUAUACUGUGGUGUAACCAGUUGGUUGUGCAGGUUUCACAUACACUUCUUAGUUUGGUAGACUCAAAAACAGGGCAGCCUAUUGCUGAUACUCGAAAGAGACUUUGGAUGUUCACAAGGAUGCUUCAAAGUGCAUUGGCACAGAGUUUCAAUGGAAUGACACCUACGAAGUUGUCUCAUGAGAUACCCGUCUUGGCCUCAAAGGGCUCUGUAGCACAUAAACCUUCUUGUCCAAUGGAUUGGAGGGAUGAUGCUCUUGACAGGGAUCUGUACAUCCAAACGAACACAGUUACUAUUUUGGCGAUGGAUGGGAGACGGCGUUGGCUGGAUAUUGAAUCAUUGGGGACAAAUGGAAUGAGCCACUUUGUCUUUGUUACAAAUCUUGCACCUUGUUCCGGAGUGAGACUUCAUUUAUGGCCUGAGAAGGAGAAAUCAGAUUCAGAUUUACCGGUUUGUCAAAGGAUGGUGGAGGUUACCUCAAGAAUGGUUCUCGUUCCAUCAGGCCCUGCACCAACACAGUUGGAACCAGGGAGUCAGACAGAGCAAGCUCCUCCAACUGCUGUACUGAGGCUGGGACCUGAAGAUAUGCGUGGGUUCAGAUUCUUGACUAUCUCAGUUGCGCCUCGUCAAACAGUUUCUGGCAGGCCUCCUCCGGCUGUUUCUAUGGCAGUUGGGCAGUUCUUUAAUCCUGAAGAAGGAGCCAUGGAGGUCUCGUCUCAAUCGAUGCUUCUAUCGACCUACUGGCCGAAGAAUUUGUUGUUGAAGGAAGACCACCCUCUAGUGUACAAUCUAUCUUUUGCUAUGAGCUUAGGUCUUCUGCCCAUAACUCUGUCCCUGAAGACUGCCGGAUGUGGAAUCAAAACUACUGGUCUCCCCGAUGGAGAGAGUGGAGACUUGGACAAGGAAAAGCUUUGCAAAUUGCGUUGCUUCCCACCUGUUGCCCUUGCCUGGGAUUCUGCAUCAGGACUUCAUGUCUUUCCAAAUCUUUUCAGUGAGACAAUAAUUGUUGAUUCUUCACCAGCACUUUGGAGUUCUUCUCGGAGUUCUGAGAAAACCACCGUUAUGCUUCUGGUUGAUCCUCAUUGUUCAUAUACUGCUGGUAUUCAAGUAUCUGCUCAUGCGAUGGCCAGCAGAUUUUUGCUUUUAUACAGUCCUCAGAUAGUUGGCUUCUCCUUUGCUGUUAUUUUCUUCGCUCUUAUGCGGCAAGUUCAUGAAUGGGACCAUAAACGGGCUGUGCCACCAUUGCUCACAGCUGUAGAACACAACUUAAGAAUGCCAGUUCCGUUUUUGUAUCUAGCAGCUUUGCCUGUUUUAACUUCCUUGUUCUUGUCCUUCCUAAUGGUCCAACCAUUUCCUCCAGUUGCAAGCUUCACUGUCAUCUCCUUGGUUUGUUAUUUGUUUGCCAAUGGGUUCAUUAUUUUGCUUGUUGUUGCCUCUAAAUUGGUAUUCCAAGUGAUGGCCAUCAUCCACACCUCUCUUAAAUCAAUGUGCCAAGCUUGGGAGAGAAAUUAUUGCCUCGUGUUUCUACGUUGGUUUUCCAAAGUUGCUUCAAGUUUUGUCUGCUUAAAGGCAAUCAGGAUUCUGAAGCUUAACACAAUGCUUGUUACGAUACUUGUGGCCAUUACCUUGGCAUGCUUUGUUCAUCCGGCCUUGGGUCUAUUGGUACUCCUAUUGUCUCACGCUUGUUGCUGUCAUAGUUCCAUGUCCUGUUUUGUGAUGGCAUCAAGGAGAAAGGAAUCCGUUGCUGAGCAGAAAAACGGUGCCAGCCAUAGAGCUCGACAUUCCUUAACUAGACAGGACCUCUUAUCAGAUCAAAAUCUCAUCUCCGAGAAGAAAACCUCCUCUGCGUUAGGCUUUCCUGAAAAGUCUUUUCGCGAGACACAGGCUGAGAUCUUCAACCACAGGCAUGGCCUACUCAUGUUGCAUCUCCUUUCCAUGCUUAUGUUCGUCCCCUCUCUCGCCGCUUGGUUUCAGAGAAUCGGGAUGGGGCAGAGCUUCCCUUGGUUUGCGGAUUCCGCCCUCUGUGCAGGUGUGAUCUUCCACGGCAUACUAAACUCGAGACCCGAGUCAAGCGUCUUGCUAUCUUUCCCGUCGAUAAUGGGUCACGAACUCCGCCCCCGUCUCAUCUACCUCCUCGCCGGCUUCUACUCCUACCUCUCCGGCCUAGCCUUGGCUCCGUACAAGGUCUUCUCCCCUAUGGCUGCCAUAGGCUACAUCUCAUUGGCACUGAAGCUCUCACUGGGCAAUGAUCUCCGUUUCCGAACCAAAAGCCAUACGCACAGACACUGAUCAUUCUUUAACCCGAAACAACAAACAGACAACUGCUUUCAUGGUCCGGCCGAGGACCCGUCGAAGCCAGGAGGAAAUGUGACCAGAAACUCAGAGCAUUAGAAGCUGAUCGGACCAAGAUUUAUGUCAGAUCGGUCGGGCGGCAUUCGUAGGGGUUCGGAGAGAUUGAACUGAAGAGAAUUUUGUUCCGGCAGAGAUUGCUUUCUGAACUCAAAAACUUCGUCAUAUGUUCGACCAGUGGGUCUUAGUUUGGUUUGGUCUGAUUUGGUUUUUGUUAAGCGGACCGAGAUUUUAUGGUUGAAUCGAAAUCUGGAGUUGUGCAUUAACACUAUGCAAGGAUUUAUUUAUAAAAAUGGAACUGAAACGUAUCAAAGUUA
This is a messenger RNA of Tarenaya hassleriana, 3899 nucleotides long. Its product is annotated as GPI inositol-deacylase. The coding region runs from base 202 to 3522 and encodes 1106 amino acids. Lineage: Eukaryota; Viridiplantae; Streptophyta; Magnoliopsida; Brassicales; Cleomaceae. The transcript has 19 exons. The record is from RefSeq and is a predicted model, not a curated record. Gene Ontology annotation, molecular function: hydrolase activity, acting on ester bonds.